AUGGGCAACAGCGAAUCGACUUCCGACCUUUCUCUGAACAAAAGAACUUGUUCUCAAUCGCCAGUUCAAACCAGAAGCAGUAGUGUUAGGUUAUUUUUUUGAUUUAAUGAAAUUGAACCUUCCAAGUAGAAAAAAGAACAGAAAAUCCCCUUAAAACAGAUAAAUUUUUAGAAAAAAAGCCUUAACAUUCAUGAAAAAGUGUAAAGAUGAAAAAGAAAAAAAUUGAGAAUUUUUUUUCUAAUAUUGCAUGAUUCCUUGUUUGUACAUAAGACAUGAAAUCUCAAAUUUCAGACUUCUAAAAAUGACCAAUUUUUUUUCAAACAAGAAAAAAAAUUGCAAAAAAAUGAAAGAAAAUUUUGUUAAAAUAACAGUUUUUUUCAUUUUUCUAUCUAUGCAAAUGUAUCAGUCUGACUAUUUUUCCAGUUUUUCGCCAAAAAAUCAAUAAGUUUACAGAAGACUCGGGCCGAGUAAUUCAAGUGAACCCUUAAGAAGAUCUAGAACGACGCGACACAAGGACAAGUUGGUUUUAGAAUCGAUACAAUUAUUCUUGAAGCUAGAAAUCCAUAUGAGCUUCAUUCAACCUAGAUCAAUCAAAAAAAAAAACAGGAAUUUUUAUGAAAAUGAAAAAAAAAACAUUUUAGAAGCCUCCGACGGGCCGUUUGUCCGGUAACAGGCCUGACAUUGCACCAGAAAGCGUUGUUGGCUCGGAAAUGGAAUCGGAUGGAUCGAGGUUUGCAAAAAAAAAAAGUGAACGGUCAAAGAGAAUUCGAAAAAAAAUGUUGAAAAAAAUUGAAAAAAUAGGGACAGCGUCAAAUGCGCUCUAUUGCGAAUGCCGCCAAAAAAAUGAAUUUGAAUUUAUUUUUUUCAUUUUUUUGUAUUUAUUUUUUUCUCAUUUUCUACAUAAAAAUGAACAUAUUUUUCUCGUUAUCUGCUUGUUGUUCAAUUGGAAAAAAAGAUUUUUCGCUUGAGAAAAAAAUUAUUUUUUUAUAGGGAAAAAAAUGUAUAAAUAUUAGAAAAAAAGAUAAUUUUUCUGUCGAUUUUUUUGUUUGUUUCAAUUUUCGCUCAGUUUUUUUCUUUCUGUAUUUGAAAUAAAAUUAUUAUUGGGAACUUGAAAUUGAAACUAUGAGAAUUUUUAACCCGUAAUAUCAUUCAAAAAAAUUUUUCUCGGUGGGUAAUUUGAAGGCUCCAAACUCUUUCAAGAAUUGUAUUUAUAUUGAUAAUCGCUCUUUACUUUGUAACCUCCAUAAAACUCCUCUAUAAUUUUCUAAAUACCUCGGCAAGAAAGACAGAAUCCAGUUUAUCAGCUGGAAAACUUUCAAAGUUUCAAGAAGCUUUUGAAAGAAAUAUUUGAAAGACGUCAUUCAUCAAAGGGCAACCGCGUGUUUUGCAUUGUUUUUUGACUAGCUUCAUCUUUCGCUCUGUUGUUUUCAACGCCAAAAAUAAAAGGAAAAAUGAGUGGAAAGCCUCUUUUUCCAGGCACGAUUUACGAGAUGGGCCGACGGAUGUUCGAGCAGGUCUUUGCCGACAACCCGCAAUAUUUGGCGUAUAUCGAGUUGAAAAACGAGCCCAAUUGGUGGAACCACAUCAAUUUCAAGAUUCAUGUUCAGGUUCGUGUCGGGAAUCAUAAAAAUUCUAUUGAAACGGGUUAAAAAUUAGUCGUUUUUUGCUUGAAAUUACCUUCUCUUAAAAGGUUUCAAAGGAGGCCUUGAAAUAGCGAAAUAAAAAAUUGUUCUCCGCCUCGAUACUUUUAUAGAAUUAAGCGAUGCUUCUUUAAAUACGAUAGAAAAUAGAGAAAAUAGACAUGAAAAUGACAUUUCUGUUUCUCCGAACGAAGAAAAAAAAUUUCAUUUGCCAAAAAUUGAUUAAAAAAUUAAAACGAAAAAUCGUUUUAUUUCAAAUUCAGGUUUUCAAAAUGGAAUAUUCUUAUUUUUUUAUUUUUUUCAUGAAGUCCAAACUAUAGAAAAAAAGCGUUUUUUUCGAACUCCGAGAGACCUAAAGCGGUCACUUCGAACUUUUUGUCAAGCUCUCUCAAGUGAUCACUCAGAAUUACGGCUGCUUGCUUCACUUGAUUGGUCACUUCCUGAAAGAAUGAGAUGACUUUCUUUUGAAAAACCCUAAAGAGGCCACUUUUAGAAUGCAGAUCCCAAGGUUCAUUUCAAGUCCCCUUAAGCGUUCACUCAAAGUUAAGAGUGAAAUGGUCACUUAAAAAAAAGAUAAAGUACUCUAAAAAGGUCACUUUGAAUGCAGAGGUUCUUCAAAGCUUCAGGGUUAAUUUUUAGGCUCUCUUAACACUCGGAAUUGAUUGGAAAUUCCACUUAAGUGGUCACUUACUGCAGAAAUAGUUAUAAUCUUCUUAAUAAGUUCCCUGGAGGGACCGCUUAGAUUGCAGAGCUCCUGCAAAGGGUCAAUUUUCAGAUCUCUUAAGUGAUCACUCGGAAUCUCUUGCAAACUUCACUUUAGUGGCCAUUUCCAAUUAAAUGUGAUCCUUUUCUUCAAGAGUACCCUAAAGGGGCCGCUUAGAAUUCAGAGCCCUUUUCUGGUUCCAAUUUCAAGAUCUCUUAAGUGAUCACUCUAAACUGCUAACAAAUUUCACUGAAGACGUCACUUCCUAUAAAAUGUGAAACUCUUCUUCUAGAAUACCCUAAAGGGGCCUCUUCAAAGUGAUUUCUUCCAAAUUUCACUGAAGUGGCUUCUUCUUUCGUUACCUCUUAAGGGAUCCCUUCAUUUUUUCUUCAUUCUGGUUUUUGUUCUUCUCCAUCCAAACUUCAUUAUUCACAAAUAUUCUUCAAAUAACAAAAAGUCCAGUUUUUUUCGGAAAAAAUCCGAAAAUAGAAAGAGAAUUUGGCAACCCUCCAGCGGAUUCCCCUCGGCCCAAUAAAGGGUCGAACUUCCCUGUGAGUAACACGAAAAAGAACAUUUUCCCGUUGCACUUCCUCCUUUUAAUCGCUUUUUGGUGUUGCCAUUUGAGGCAAAGGGAGAGGUUUCGGUUGUAAAUUCGAAGAUUGAUGACUUGGCAUCGGAGUUAUCUUGAUAAACUUGGAGGGAAAGCCGGUUUUCAAGGGGGUUUUUGGAGUUUUUGGGUGGAAAUUGAAACGAGAAAUCGAAAAUUAAGCUAUUUUUCUAUAAUUUUCAUUAUACCCAAGUUGUUUAUAGUUGAAAAAAAACGUCUUUUUUGCAACAUUUCCACAGUUUCCGACUUCGAAUCGGAAGAAAAAAGGUUAAAAUCAAGCUUUUUCAGAUCUGGGUUCAUGUAGAAACGGAAAAAUCAAAAAAUUAUCUUUUUUUUUGUACUUUUAUUUUUGAAAAAGCUGUUGUAAGUUGAGAAAAACGUCUUUUUUCACACAUUUUCGGAAGUUUUUCGGGUUUAAAUUCAAAGGAAAAAGAUUAAAAUCAAGCUUUUUUCAGGUCUGGGUUCAUAGAAACGGAAAAAUCUAAAUAUUUUUCUGUACUUUUAUUUUUGAGUAAGCUGUAGUUAGUUAAGAAAUGAGCCUUGUUUAGAAUAUUUUGGGUUUUUGGGGAAAAGAAAAAUCGGAAAUUAAGCUUUGGUCUAUAUUUCAUUUGAAGUUGAAAAAAAAACGUUUCUUUCAUCUUUUUUUAAUAAUUUCCUAAGUUUCAGUUUGAAAGUUUUUUUCUAGAUCUUUUCCCUUUUUCAAAAAACCGAACUGAAGUUGAAAAACCAUGUCAAACUGUUCAACAGAAUACUUUUCUGCCAAGAAAAACUCUAGUGGCCACUUAAGAGGCUCCACACGGGCAAAUUGGUGAGGACACUAACGUGGCCACUAAAACCACCUCUAUAGUGACCACUUUUUUUCCGUUUUAGGGGCCACUUCAGUAGGUUUUCAUCCACUGUUCCUUCCAGUAACUCUGAUAACCUUGAAACAAGCAGAUUGGACCAGUUAUGUUGAUCCAUCGACCCCUAAAGUGGCCACUAAUUUUUAAUCCCUUAAGUGGCCACUAAUUUGGCUACUAUAAUGGCCACCAAAACUUCAAAACCCUAUAGUGGCCACUAAAUACUUUGCCAGAGUUGGAAACUGAGAAGUGAAGAAAUUUUUUAAAUGUUCAAUUUUCCCAAUUUUCUUUAAAAAAGUUCAGUUUUUCCUCAAUUUUUAAUCAAAAAACGUUCUGAAUCUGUUUCUCAUGUAGUUAAAACCCCGAUAAUUCUUCUUCAUAGCCUAUUCUAACAUCAUUUCAUCAAUUUCUAGAGAUUCGUGACGGUUUUAAUCGAGACGAUGCGACGAUUAAAAGAGCCUUCCUCUUCGAUCGACAUCCUCCGAGAUUUUGGCGCGAUUUACGCAAAGUUUCCUUUCUUGUCAACUCCAAAUAACUGCCCGCACUUUAAAGAUACCCCAAAAGAGUGUCGGCGCUCUACUUUGAACGUCUUGCGAACGCUCUGAACGAAGCGGCUGGUCAACUCCAAGAAGGAGACCAUUUAGAAGUUGAGGUGGGGUUACAAUAGCUUCAUUUAAGCUGUGUGAAUUAUUCAGAAGACGCAGAGUCGUAUGGAAGACGCGUCGGAUGGGUCUUCCGGCGAUGACAAAAAUCUUGAUAAUACGGUAAGGGUACUGUAGAACCCUAGAAGGGGAGGGGUCAAAAAAAGCUUUUUUUUUUCUGGAUUUCAGAGAGAUUAUUGAAGUUUUAUGUUGAAAUUACUGAGUAAUGGAACGCCAGAGUGGUCCCUAUGGGGCUUAGGGAGAAGAGGAGACCAAAAAGUGGUCCCUAUAGGGGUGAAGCUUAGGUGUUUCGCAUAGAAAUGCUUCGUUCAAAACAAAGAAUGGCAUGCUUCCCUAUAGGGGCCACUUAAGUUUGCAGAAGGGGUCCCUAGAGAGAAGAACCUUCAGGGAUCCUUCGUAUUACCCCUAUAGGGACCACUCUAGGGUUCUUGAGAAUGGGUGAAUUUUUAAAUUUUGGAAUUUUUCCAGAGAAUUUCAUCACGAUUUUUCUGUUUCAUUACAAAAAAAAACUCAACUUUUAACCUCGGAAAAAGCUCCAGAAAAAGCCCAUGAAUUUUUCAUCGGAAUGCGCUUUCCCGAAAAUUGAAUAAUCUCAAAAAGGGCACGUUUUUGGGAAAUUCUGACGCAGUGACGGAGAAAAAAUUGGAUAUUCAUAGUCUUUUUGAAACUUUACAUAUGGGGAAAAGGUACCUAGGGCACAUUCAGUUGAGAAAAAACAGGCGCUUGAAAAAUUUAAAAAAAAUCUGUCUCACUUUUCGGACCUUGGUAACGCGAACGGUACGCAGGGGCAUUGCUAGUGACCACUUUAGUAGCCUCAGCACUCUUAAGUGAUCCCUAGAAUCGCCCAGAAACGUCCGGAACAAUGUCAGAACCCUUAAAUGAUCCCUAGAAUUGCCCAGAAACGUCCGGAGCAAUGGCAGAACUCUUAAGUGGUCCCUUGAAACGUCCGGUGCAAUGUCAGAACCCUUAAGUGAUCCCUAGAAUCGUCCAGAAACAUCCGAAGCAAUGUCAGAAUCCUUUAAUGAUCCCUAGAAUCGCCCAGAAACGUCCGGAACAAUGUCAGAACCCUUAAGUGAUCCCUAGAAUUGCCCAGAAACGUCCGGAGCAAUGUCAGAACUCUUAAGUGGUCCCUUGAUACGUCCGGUGCAAUGUCAGAACCCUUAAGUGAUCCCUAGAAUCGUCCAGAAACAUCCGAAGCAAUGUCAGAAUCCUUUAAUGAUCCCUAGAAUCGCCCAGAAACGUCCGGAACAAUGUCAGAACCCUUAAAUGAUCCCUAGAAUUGCCCAGAAACGUCCGGAGCAAUGGCAGAACUCUUAAGUGGUCCCUUGAAACGUCCGGUGCAAUGUCAGAACCCUUAAGUGAUCCCUAGAAUCGUCCAGAAACAUCCGAAGCAAUGUCAGAAUCCUUUAAUGAUCCCUAGAAUCGCCCAGAAACGUCCGGAACAAUGUCAGAACCCUUAAAGUGAUCCCUAGAAUUGCCCAGAAACGUCCGGAGCAAUGUCAGAACUCUUAAGUGGUCCCUUGAAACGUCCGGUGCAAUGUCAGAACCCUUAAGUGAUCCCUAGAAUCGUCCAGAAACAUCCGAAGCAAUGUCAGAAUCCUUUAAUGAUCCCUAGAAUCGCCCAGAAACGUCCGGAACAAUGUCAGAACCCUUAAAUGAUCCCUAGAAUUGCCCAGAAACGUCCGGAGCAAUGGCAGAACUCUUAAGUGGUCCCUUGAAACGUCCGGUGCAAUGUCAGAACCCUUAAGUGAUCCCUAGAAUCGUCCAGAAACAUCCGAAGCAAUGUCAGAAUCCUUUAAUGAUCCCUAGAAUCGCCCAGAAACGUCCGGAACAAUGUCAGAACCCUUAAAUGAUCCCUAGAAUUGCCCAGAAACGUCCGGAGCAAUGGCAGAACUCUUAAGUGGUCCCUUGAAACGUCCGGUGCAAUGUCAGAACCCUUAAGUGAUCCCUAGAAUCGUCCAGAAACAUCCGAAGCAAUGUCAGAAUCCUUUAAUGAUCCCUAGAAUCGCCCAGAAACGUCCGGAACAAUGUCAGAACCCUUAAAGUGAUCCCUAGAAUUGCCCAGAAACGUCCGGAGCAAUGUCAGAACUCUUAAGUGGUCCCUUGAUACGUCCGGUGCAAUGUCAGAACCCUUAAGUGAUCCCUAGAAUCGUCCAGAAACAUCCGAAGCAAUGUCAGAAUCCUUUAAUGAUCCCUAGAAUCGCCCAGAAACGUCCGGAACAAUGUCAGAACCCUUAAAUGAUCCCUAGAAUUGCCCAGAAACGUCCGGAGCAAUGGCAGAACUCUUAAGUGGUCCCUUGAAACGUCCGGUGCAAUGUCAGAACCCUUAAGUGAUCCCUAGAAUCGUCCAGAAACAUCCGAAGCAAUGUCAGAAUCCUUUAAUGAUCCCUAGAAUCGCCCAGAAACGUCCGGAACAAUGUCAGAACCCUUAAGUGAUCCCUAGAAUCGCACAGGAACGUCCGGAACGUUUCGCGAUAGCAAUGUCCGAGAAAGCAUUCUAAUUAUCACUGGAGCGCAGAAGCCCUUAAUGGCUUUUUCUGAGGUAAACUUCUUCUUUUUGUAGUCAGCCCAGUGCACCUCGUGCACGUCGAGCUCGCUGGCGACGCCGCAAAGUCGGCGACGAGUCGCGCGACCCCUUCAGUCGCGCUUCUCCGAGUCGCAGAUGCAGUCGCUCAAGGAAGAGUCCUACUGUUCCUCGUGUACCAACAGUCGUCGUGGUUCAGGUUGAAACGACUGAUUUUUAGAAGAAAAAGGAAGAUUUUCAGAAGAUCCCCACACAAAAUCCCUCUGCCCCAUCACCAACGAAGCCUGGCUCGUUUUGUCGGCUUUUUUGGCGAAUCAGGUGAGGAAAGGGGAAAUUUCCAGUGGCCUCUAUAGGGUUUUGGGGUUUUUUAGGGUCCUUAGGUUUCAGUAGUCGAAAUAGAGGCCACUAAAUGGGUGAAGGGGCCACAGAAUUUCAAUUAGUGCUACUAGACCUCUAAAACUACUAUAGUGGCCACUAAGAAGGGCAAAGUAAUGCUUUGAGGUGGCUCUUAGGGAUUCCAGAGUAGUCCCUAUAGGGGUGAGGGGGAAAUGUGGUUUCUAUAAGGGAAAAACUAAGGUAGUCCCGAUAGAUGUUUAGGGUCUGACUCAUUAGCCCCUAAAGCUCAAGUACACCCUAUAGGGGUCUCUCAAUUUCACAUUGGAGGGGGCCUAAGGUUCUCCCUAUAGGGACCACUCUGGAGAUCCUAAGCCACUCCAAUUAGUCCUUGAGGAACCUCUUAAGGGGCCACUAGAGGUGUUUGGAGCGAAAAAUUGAUACAUAAAUAAUGUUUUUAUUUAGUGGCCACUAGUGAUCUGUUAGUACCAUUUAGACUCCUUAAGAGGACACUAAGCUCUAGUCACUUAAGGGGCCACUAAUUAGACUACUCUAAAGAAGAAACUAAGCUCUAGUCACUUAACAGACCACUAAUUCGACUACUUUAAAGAGGACACUAAGCUCUAGUCACUUAAGGGGCAGCUACUUAGACUACUCACUAAACGUCAAAACCCUAAAGUGGCCAUUGAAACCCCUCUCACUAGUCAGUCAAGGUCAAAAUGUGAAGUUUGUAGUAUUUAUAAGUCUUCCUGAAGUUCGUUCAAUAAUCAUGAUUCCAGAUCAAGUUCGGGUACGAGCUCGAGAAGCUUCUUCUCUCGGAGAUGAACAAACUCGGCCUGGACUCGAUGUCGACGGCGGGCGUCCGGGCGGAACUCGUCGGCGCCGCCUUGGUCGACGACGCCCGUCAAGCCCAUUUCGACGUCCAGCCCCCCACUCAAAUCGUCUAG
Molecule: messenger RNA, 8255 nt
Organism: Caenorhabditis auriculariae
Lineage: Eukaryota; Metazoa; Nematoda; Chromadorea; Rhabditida; Rhabditidae
Source: the annotation of a GenBank genome assembly